AUGCUUUUUUGGUUUUUUUUUCAGAAUGGUAAGGUGGUCUUCUCAGAAGGUUUUGGAGUGACCAGUCCUAAGAAAGGGUACAAUGUGACUUCAAAAACUUUAUUUAGCAUGGCGUCGCUGACCAAGGCUUUUACUGCCGCCCUUAUUCUGGAUGUUAUGGCUAAGAACGGAAGUGUCAAGCUAUCUUCUACUAUAAGAGAAGUGGUCGGCAACAAUUUCUGCUUCAAUGAUACUCAGAGGACAGAGUAUGCAACAAUCGAGGAUCUUCUGACACAUCGCCUGAGAGUCCCUGGCAAUGAUGAAUUCCGGUUUAACCCCAAGAUUGAUCGACAGGAAUUGUUAAAUUCAAGUGAGUUCAGAGUUAAAGGAACCUAUAGCUCCACCAAUUACAUUAUGGUAGCAGCUAUCACAGAACUGAUGAGCAACAGCUCUUGGGAAGAGUUGAUGAACCAGACAUUGCUCAGGCCUUUGGGAAUGACGUCGACUAAAUAUGCUGCUGAUGUGGACUUUGAUGAUGAGAAGGUAGCACAACCUUAUUCAACUUAUGAAGGGCAAGAAGGAUAUAUCAGUCCAGCUUUUACAAAACAGUGGGACAGCCGAUGUGGCUCCGGAUGCUUGUUCUCCAGUGCUGACGAAAUGGCAAACUGGAUGAACUUUCACCUUACUAGGGGCAGGGAUAUUCACGGACAAGAGAUAUUCCCAGAAUCGUUCAUCGCUGAGUUACAUUCACCGAGAUCAUUUCUGCCGGCCACCGACGUCAGCCUGGAGCAGAGGCCAGAGUUUCCUGUUACUCAGACUGGGGAUUUGUAUGCUCUUGGUUGGAGAGUAGGUCACUACAGAGGUUAUAAGAUCCUCUUCCACACCGGUUCAACCCCUGGCUAUGCAUCUAUGCUGACACUUGUCCCUUCAGAGAAUGUGGGUGUGUUCAUUGCCAUGAAUGGAGACGAUGAUGGUGUAUAUUACAG
Messenger RNA from Candidula unifasciata, 965 nucleotides. The record is from the annotation of a GenBank genome assembly. NCBI's taxonomy places the organism in Eukaryota, Metazoa, Mollusca, Gastropoda, Stylommatophora, Geomitridae.